Messenger RNA from Calidris pugnax (ruff), 4803 nucleotides. It is a transcript of the gene CCDC57, whose product is annotated as coiled-coil domain containing 57. The transcript is spliced from 13 exons. Lineage: Eukaryota; Metazoa; Chordata; Aves; Charadriiformes; Scolopacidae. The coding region runs from base 391 to 2547 and encodes 718 amino acids. The record is from RefSeq and is a predicted model, not a curated record.
CACGGUCCGCCUCUGAGGGACUCGGGCCCGGCAGUCUGCCCGCCGUCCGCUCUUCUGCCUGGGGUGUCCGACCCUCUGGGCCCUCCAUGGGACUUCUCGGCCCUCCUCCCGGGAUCUGCCCGCUGGCUGCUGCCCUGGCAGCGCCUUCUUUCGCUCCCACUCGAUGAUGUCUUCCUCUCCCUCCCCGCACUGAGGGUGUACAGCCCUCUAGUCCCACAGAGGACUCGGACCCUGGCUUGCCAGUGGAGCCUUUCCGUCUUCCAUCCCUGUGGCUGUCCCUUCCUGCCAUCCCUGAAGGUAUUUGCUCUGGGGACUCACGGUGCAUUGCCCUCUCUCUACAUUCCUGGAUGCUCUCUAGACUCCUGUUUCAGAUUUAUAGAAGUGUUACAAAUGGCGAAAGAACUAAAUGAUCUCCUUCGGUGGAAAGAAAAAGAAGGGGAAGAGCUACAUGCUUGCCAGUCCCCGUGUCAAAAGAAAAUGCUGCAAGGUGUCAAAAAGCAACUCCAAGACAUGCAUGAAAAGUUUAACAGAUUGAAAGAAGAUUUCGUCUAUAACUUAAGAAUUUUAGAAGAGAGAGAUAAAGAGUUAGAACACUAUGAUGUCACAGUCACUCAUCUGAAAAUAUCUGAAAAUGCUAAACUGGCAGAGAUCAGUGAUCUUAGAAUACAACUCGAUCAAGUGGAGCAAAUGCUUUUCAAGGAGAGAAGAAAAAGAUGUGAACUUUAUUAUCACUAUCAAAAACACAUUGAAGAACAUAAAUUAGAGCUGGAACAGUUCUGCGGCUCUAGGAACAGACACAUAGAUCAUCAGCAUGAGGAGUCUGUGAACCUGAAACAUCAUGUGGAGAGAAAAACCCAAAAACCGGAAGGAGCUUGUCAGAAACGGGUGAAGCUGCUGACUGGAGAACUGGAGGCCCUCAAAGAGACUGGAAUGCAAACAGCAGAAUCACUGCAAACAGCAGAAAUGUUUGAUUUGAGACUGGAGAAAGAAAACCACUUCAAUGACUUUGUUGCUUUGGAAGAUGCUUGGCAUGAAGAACUAGCUCCUGCUGCCAAGGAAAAGGCUGCAGUGGCAGCUUUGGUGAAAGAAGCCCAAGUCAAACAGUUUAAAGAGUUGAAGCAGCAGAUUAGAGAACUGCAGAUGAAACAUAAAAGUUUGGAAACUGAGCUAUGCAGAAGAGAAUGGCAUCACAGUGCUUGUUUAAGAGAGAAAGAUGCUCUUAUUAGAAAGUAUAAGCAACAACUGUCUCUGGCAGCUGAGCAGAAAUGGAUUCUGGAACAGAGUGAAAUGCAAGCAGAAAUGGACUGGGAGCAGCUCUGUGACAAUGCUGAAAGUAAUCAGUAUCAGAAAUCACAGGAUCGAACACAAAGCCUGUCUUCAGCAAGAGAGCAGAUAUUUGAGCAUGAUGAUAAAAGUUUUCUGAGCAAAGAUAUUCCUACCUUGGAAAUCAAAAAGCUGCAGGAGCAGAAUGCCAGCCUUCGGGCUGCUAUUGCACAAAUGAGGAAAGAAAUGGAGAGUCUUGAUGAGCAGGUGUUGUCCUCUCUUCCUCUGACAGAAAGCAGACAGCUUACAGACCAAGGUUCAUUGUGCACAAACAACAUUUCAACUGGAAACACUUCAAGCAACAUCAAAGUCAGCUCAGCUAACUUGGAUUGUGUAGUAAACCCAGACACAGAAAAGGGGCCAAACCCCAAAGUUCUUGAAGAAGAGAUGGUAGAUCUUGGACAGCAGUUACCUGACAUGGGUCCUGGUAUUGGUCUUCAGUAUGGUGUCAGCUGCACUCUACAAGGAAUGCAAAAUAAACUGAGGGAAGCCACAAGAAAAAUCUCAAUUCUGAGCCAAGAGAAGCAGCAGCUGAUUGAAAUGGGAAACAGACUCAGGGCAGAACUUGGAAUGGUAUUAAAGGAAGGACUUUGGCAUCCUGUUAGCUCUAAGCGCUGCACAGUUUGUAUUGCCUCUGGUAGUCUUUUUCCAAGAGAGCUUGUCAAAAGAACACAGUGUCAGCUAUCAGCUUUAAAGCAUCUACAGCACAGGCUUACAACACAGGAGCUGCAGUAUGCAAAGCCACAGCAUCCCUCAAGGAUCUCUUCUCUGCUUGCCUGCCCUAGCUUAAAGGAAGCAGAAGCUCCAAGCAGCUAUGGGGAAAAAAAGGAAUUACCAUACACCAAGGUUCAGCUAGAUUUCUCUGUUGAAAAUCAUGGGCCAGAGCAACGAAAGGCAGAUAGAUCCUCAAAGAUCGGCCAAAGUCAGCCACUCGGGCAGAACCCUGGUCAAGCCCAGCAGGUCCAGCUUCCUUCAUCUCGAGCAUGUGAUUUCUGCCAAGGGGAGUUUGCAGUUACACAUUCAACUGAGCAACCUGAAGAAUCUCAGCAAAAUAUCAAAGCCAAGGAUAAACUGGAAAUGCCAGCUGCAGAUUUGACAGUCAGAGGAACCAGGCUGGAAGUUCAGAAGAAGUUAAAAUCCAGGAAUUUGUCUCCUGCUCGUAUCAUAAAACCAAAAAUCUCUUCUAACAUGGCAAAAAUCCGCAACUAUAAUAUUAGAGACUGAUUUCUUUGUUGGCAACAAGUUCCAGGUCCACGCUUGCUAUUAACUUACUUUGAAGUCUAUAAAUCAGAUGUGAAUACUGGCUUUGUUUUUAUCUGAGUUGGGAUGUUUGCAGCCAGAAGAGAGAAAAACCACCCUGUUUCAUACUGUGAACCCUAAAAUAAAGGGUUAAUAUGUGAGAUUACAGUCUACACUGUUAAUACUGAUUUAUUUUAAUUAUAUAUGUUAAAUAUUGCUUGCAUCAUGGAUUUAGAAAUGCCCAAUUAAUACAUAUGUAAAGCUUUGUGCCUUUAGGCAGGGCUUGGAGGUCUUUAGCAAAUAUUUUGUUGAGAAACUGUAGAUGUGAUUUAAGCUUACAAGUGGGGUGCCUCAACCUACUUGUUUUCUUAUAAUUAACAAUGCAACCGUUAAUCCUGUGCAGCUACCCUUCUGCUUGAAAGAAAGGGGGGUGAGAAGAUUACACCUGAAUCUGUAUUGUUUCUCAUCUUCUGUAGCUCUUUCCACUUGUUCAGGCAGCACGCAAGAGUAUAAAACUAAACUUCUACUGUCACACCAGCAAUUAUAUUGUUCUUUAACAAGAGGUUGCAGAGAGCUUAAAGCAGUGAAAACCAUGUUCAUUAGCAACACUUAGAAUCACACAGAAGCAUUGGAAGAAAUGUCUUACAGCAGAUGAAAUGAAAACUUAAACGAGUUGUGAAGUAAUGAGGGAUAUCUAUGCAGUCAUGAAGGACACCAGGACAUCGAAUCAAGCAAUCAGUGUAUUUUUGUAAUAUUUCCAGUAAUGCUGAGCUGUCUUGGGAUAUUACAGGGACGAACGUUACUGUGAGUAAAGGAAAUGCACAUGAAAAACACAAGAAAAAACUUUCUUUUUUUUUACUGCGAGGAUGGUCGAGCACUGGAACAGGUUGCCCAGAGAGGUUAUGGAGUCCCAAUCCGUGGAGAUACUCAAAGCCCAACUAGAUGUGGUCCUGGGUGAUCUGUUCCAGCUGACCCUCCUUGAGUGGAGGGGCUGGACCAGGUGAUCUUAAGAGGCCCCUUCCAACCUAGGCGAUUCCGCGAGUGGUAUCACUGAAAUGAAUAAUACUUCUCAGUUGCUGCUAAAAACAUACAGAAUCUAGACAGGAUUAGUGAAGGAAGAGAGCUACUUACCCACAGGGGCUUUUUUUCUGUAGCGCUUUGCUUUUUAGAAAUGCUUUCCGAGUAUUCUUUGCAAACAGCUGCACUCUUUGGCAUCAGACGAUGUGGUAGUAAUCAUUUUGAGAAUCUGAAUAAUUAUUUUUUUGCUCCCUGCUGAAAAUGUUUUGCUUUAGUGCAAAAGUGCCAUGAUGCUAUAAUCGGAUGUUAAAUCUGCAAUAAAUUUCAUUGAGAUGUUACCAAGUCAAUACGAGGCCUGAGAGACCUCGCGAGCUUCUUUCUAAAACAUUUAAUUACUUGAAAAUCCUGUCAUUGGAUUCAACAUUUAACAUUGUUCAUGAGCCGGAACAACAUGAUGCAUUCCCUUGAACCAGCCCCUGAAUGAGCUCUUUCUGUAGCUCAAAGCAUAGUGGUUUCUCACAAGUACAGGAAUUUUGGCCCAGAUCACACCAGUUACAGCUCUCACUGGUUAUUUCUAGAACACAAUGUGUAAAUUCCAAAGUUUUUAAAAGCUGUAGGUUAUCCUGAAAAUAUAAUUUUUUAAAUUUCCAAUUCCGUGUUUAAUCCUGAACGGAGGAGAUGCACAGUAUUUCAGUGCUGUGAGACUCUGUGCAUUUACAGGUGUUAAAAGCAGUGUGUGCACUUCAGAAAAAGAGCAGCUUGUUCCAUAAUCUUUGUUAACGCUGAGCCUGGAAAACAUUCCUCUCUAUUCCUUACAGCAUGAAUAUCAGCUCAGGGGCUGCACACUUCAGAAAUGCCUUUGUAUAGUUUUCUGUGCAGGUUUUUAGGUUUUUUGCUUCCUUAUUUGAGGGGGUUUGGUUUUUUUUUUCACCCUUCCCCCCAGUAUGUCACCUGGCAUGCCUGGUCAUGCAGCCCUCUUGCCAGAAAUGCAACUUUAAUUUAUUCAGUUUCCCUGAGAAACAGGUUUCCUUAAGGCAGCUGUAGGUAAGGGAGCUGAUAGCUCUGCAUUGUUCCAUUUUGUUUUACUUGGGAUAAAAAACAAAACAAAACAAACAAAAAAAGCAGUUCAAUUAUUGUACAUUUCUUUCAGAGUAACUCUAAGAACAUGUAAGUGUGCAGAGAAUUAACGAGGUGUGCAUAAUAAGAAUAAAUACCGUGAAGAUA